UGCUGUGUUUCCGUUGUUAAGCUCAUGAGUAAGAAAAACAAACUUUCAUUAACUCGCCAUCAACCAGCCAGCGGUUCACCGGGGCCUCGCCGCUCGCCGCUCGGUCCCCAGCUCCCGGGGACACCGACACUUUGUCCCGCAUCAGUCCAAGGAGAUUGAACCCGCAGACUUGCUCCUGAUGCUCUGACCUCUGACCCCUGACCCUGCGUCCACCAUGGCGUCGGUCGGCGGCGGCGGCGGCGGCACCAAGGUCUCGUGGCGCCUACGUGAGCUGGAGGCGCACGGCGGCGCCGUCACGUGCGCGGCGCUGUCCAGAGGCAGCGGCCGCCUGCUGGCCACCGGCGGCGCCGACUGCCGCGUCAACCUGUGGGCCGUCAGCAAGGACAGCUGCAUCAUGAGCCUGACGGGCCACAAGUCUCCGGUGGAGUGUGUUCAGCUCAACCCGUCUGAGGAGCAGGUCGCUGCUGGAUCCCAGUCCGGAUCCAUCAGAGUCUGGGACCUGGAGGCCGCAAAGCUCUUAAAGACUCUGAUGGGACACAAAGCGAACGUCAGCUGUCUCAGUUUCCACCCGUUUGGAAACUUUCUGGCAUCCGGCUCCUCAGACACAAACAUCAAGCUCUGGGACAUCCGCAAGAAAGGAUACGUGUUGAGCUUCAAGGACCACUCCCGGCCGGUCCGCUCUCUGGCCUUCAGUCCUGACGGGAAGUGGUUAGCCUCUGCGGGAGACGACGGCUCAGUGAAGUUGUGGGAUUUAUCACAGGGGAAGAAGAUCACGGAGUUUACGUCUCACUCUGCAGCCGUCAGCAUCGUUCAGUUUCACCCCAACGAGUAUCUGCUGGCCUCAGGGAGCGCCGACAGGACCGUCCGGCUCUGGGACCUGGAGCGGUUCUCCCAGGUGGGCUCGUUGGAGGGACACACUUCCUCAGUGAGGUGCAUCCUGUUCAGCCCGGACGGCUCCUGCCUGUUCAGCGGCGCCUCCGACUGUCUGAGGGUCUUCGGCUGGGAACCGGACCGCUGCUUCGACGUGGUCCCGGUGGGCUGGGGCCGCGUGGCGGACCUGUCACUGACCGGCCAGCAGCUGGUCGCCGUGUCCCACCAGCUGUCCACCGUCUCCACCUACGUCGUGGACCUGAAGAGGGUGAAGAGGAGCGGCGAGUCCAAAGUCCCUGGAAGCGUCCAGGACGACCGGCCGCUCGCCGAGCGCCAGGAACCCCGAGGAGCCGCUCUGAGGCGGAGCUACGAGAGGCCGACGCCCACCUGCAGCUCCCAGAGGGAGAGCCGGCGCUCGGAGGCGGAGAGGCGGAGUCCUGAAGGAGAGAGGCGGAGUCUGAGUGAGGAGGAGACGGAGGAGAAGGUGUCCACCGCCGAGAUCCACAACGCCGAGGACUACCAGGAGAUCUUCCAGCCCCGGAGGGCCAUCUCUCGGACUCCUCCACGGACGUCGGAGCCUUUUCCUGCUCCUCCAGAGGACGAAGCAGUCCUCCCUUUCAGUCGACACAUGAAGGACCUGAUUCCUGCUUUUCCUGACAAGCUGCAGGUGAAGCCUCCUCCGUCUCCUCCUGUCCAGAGGGUGAAGCCCACCGUGGUCUCCUCCUCUUCUUCCUCCUCUUCAUCCUCGAAGCCCCCAGCAGCCUUGGCUCCACCCCCCUCUCAGGCCCCGCCCCCCUCCAGGUCCAGACCGGUGGAGCUGAUCCCGAGCAACAGGAGCGCUCCCAUCGGCCUCAACGUGGCCGACUUCCUGCCGGCCUCGGGCUGUCCGGCGUCCCUCAGUGAUGAGGACGCUCUGGCCCUGAUGAAGAAGGGACAUGACACCAUGUGUGUGAUGCUGAGCAGCCGGCUGAAGAACCUGGAGACGGUCCGGGCCGUGUGGACCAGGGAGGACAUCAAGAGUGCCGUGGACACUGCUGUCUCCAUGAACGAUCUGUCCAUAGUGGUGGACGUCCUGAACAUCAUCAACCUGCAGCCGUCUCUGUGGAAGCUGGACCUCGUCACCACCGUCCUCCCUCAGAUCGACAAACUGCUGCAGAGCAAAUAUGAGAGCUACAUGCACUCCGGCUGCUCGUCUCUCAGACUCGUCAUGAAGCAUUUCUGGCCUCUGAUCUCCGACACGCUGAAGGCCACGCCCUCUGUGGGCGUCGACAUCUCCAGGGAGGAGCGACUCCUGAAGUGCCAGCUGUGCCUCAAGCAGCUGAGGAACCUCCGCCAGGUGGUGAAGAACAAGGCGGAGCUCGUCGGUCGCCACGGCAGCACCUUCUGCGAGCUGCAGCUGCUGACGGCGCCGCUGGACGACCUCCUGUGAUCGGCCAAUCAGAGGCGACGGUUCCCCGGGACGGACUCUGGUUCUGAUUGGUUCUCGGAGUGAAGCUGGACUGAAACGCCGAGCAGCUGUUUGACUUUUCACUUCCUGUUUAUUUAAAUAAAGCUACGAUUCUGACGAAACCAAAACGUGUGACGACGUCGGAGG
Salarias fasciatus (jewelled blenny) is the source of this 2464-nucleotide messenger RNA. It is a transcript of the gene katnb1, whose product is annotated as katanin p80 (WD repeat containing) subunit B 1. The record is from RefSeq and is a predicted model, not a curated record. The transcript is spliced from 20 exons. Gene Ontology annotation, cellular component: katanin complex. Gene Ontology annotation, biological process: microtubule severing; microtubule depolymerization. NCBI's taxonomy places the organism in Eukaryota, Metazoa, Chordata, Actinopteri, Blenniiformes, Blenniidae. Bases 215 to 2299 code for a protein of 694 amino acids. Gene Ontology annotation, molecular function: microtubule binding.